UAUUUUUGGACCUCGGCGGCUCCUGUAGAGUGGGACCUGGGCGUCGACUAGAGUGGGUGUUCGCACUUUAAUUGUUGCAGCGUAGGAGGAAACAGUCAGCUUUACCUAAGUAAAAGAGCUCGGAGGCGGCUAUUACAUAAACUGAGUUGAUAUAAACACAGAAAUAGUGAAAAUGCUUUCAGUGUCGCUGGACAGCAGCGGUUCUCCCAGGAAGAGGACUAUUUCCCGAGGUCUGAGCGAAGACGAAUCUCUGCGCAGCAUCAUAUCGGAGAAUGAGAAUUCAUCCAGACGUUUGACACGAAGUGACAGUCGAACUCUGAGGAAGAGGACUGACAGUCAGCAGUCUGACAAAGAUCUCCUCAUGGGCCUUCCUGGUGAAAUGCUGGAGCUGCAGGCCAGCUAUGACGAGGUGGUGCAGGAGCUGCGUGGGCUGGAGGUGGAGCGGGAGGCUCUGUUGUUCCAGGUGGAUGUCCUGCAGGACACGCUGGAGAGUAUAGAGGAGCUGCUGGCCGAGGCCCAUAGGGAGGCUGGACAGGCUAACUCGGCGUUACAACAGGAGAAGGACGCAAAGAAAAAGCUGGAGAACAUGGUCUGCUCUCUGACAAAAGAGGUGGAAGAAUUGAAAGAGGAAAGAAAGAAAACACUGGCUUCCAUGAAUUCAAAUGAAACUCAGGUCGACUCUGCGAGAAAGACACCGACCAGUAAAGACGACGCCGAGGAGCAGAAGAAAGGAACAAACACAGAAGAAAAUAACUCGUCUGUGUGUGAAGGUCAGGGCAGUGAGGGCAGAGGGAGCAUAGUGAACAAACCACUGGGCCACUUUCCCUCUCUUGUACUUGACAACCCACUCUCUGGAGACGGCGUCCUCUGGAGGCCAUGCGAGAAUGGCAUUGACCACAGUCGAGAUUCUUCUCCGGACAGGAAUGACUCCGACAACAUAAGUGCCUACGAAGACGCCUGCGCUGAGACUCCAGAUCAGGACAGGGUCUUUCCCAGUGAUGGAGACACCGUGGAUCUGCCUGACGACGUCUGUCAGGAAGAAGCUUCAAGAAACCCUGAUGCAUGCGUUGUUUCUUAG
Molecule: messenger RNA, 1078 nt
Organism: Cynoglossus semilaevis (tongue sole)
Lineage: Eukaryota; Metazoa; Chordata; Actinopteri; Pleuronectiformes; Cynoglossidae
Product: myosin-4
Exons: 7
Coding region: 173-1078 (301 amino acids)
Source: RefSeq, a predicted model, not a curated record